Messenger RNA from Emiliania huxleyi CCMP1516, 753 nucleotides. RefSeq lists its product as hypothetical. The transcript is spliced from 3 exons. NCBI's taxonomy places the organism in Eukaryota, Haptophyta, Isochrysidales, Noelaerhabdaceae. Gene Ontology annotation, biological process: regulation of DNA-templated transcription. The coding region runs from base 1 to 753 and encodes 250 amino acids. The record is from RefSeq and is a predicted model, not a curated record. Gene Ontology annotation, molecular function: DNA binding; DNA-binding transcription factor activity.
AUGCGGCUACACCUGUCCCCCAAUAGCGCCACCGGCUAUUUGGGGGUCUACUUGGAGCGAGGCAAGUUUUGCGCCCAGACCAAGGUGGGUGGGCGGGGUGCGCCGCGUAUCUUCCUCGGAAGCUUUGGCACCGCAGUGGAGGCGGCUGUCGCGUACGCGAGGAGAGUCGGGGAGGCCGCGGCGCCAGAGGAGCGCCAGGAGACGGAGCUGAGGAGGUGGUUCCCCGCUAUCUACGAGAUCGAUGGAAAGUGGCGGCUAUGCUUUGUUGGCAAGACGAGCAGCUCGAGCGACUGGUGGAGGACCAGUGGGUGCGUGGAGCGGCUGGGAGACAGUGCCCGCGCUUCCACGCGGUUUCGAACUGUCAACGGAACCGUCUAUUUGCUCGUGGGCAAAUGCGAGGUGUCGCCUUCGAGAUCGACCGGCUACCUCGAUCCGAAUGCACUGCGCUAUUUCGCGCAGCGCGGUGGCGGCGCGCGGGCGAGCACACGGGCGGACGACGGCGAGGCAGGCGAGGGGCGCGGGCCCUCGGUUCCUGUUGAGGAAGCCGAAGGUCUGCGCCUACAUCUAUCGCGCUGCAGCAACACGGGGUACAGGGGGGUAACGCGGUGCUGGCACAGUGCUGGCCGCUUCCGGGCGCUUCGCGGCUGUGGCUUAUCGCGGGGACAAGUGCUUGGCUACUUCGACACGGCGGUGGACGCGGCUGUGGCUGUAGAACAUGCGCGCGCGGCUGAUGUCGAUGCCCAGGUCCUGUAA